This is a messenger RNA of Myxocyprinus asiaticus (Chinese sucker), 2405 nucleotides long. RefSeq names its product gamma-aminobutyric acid receptor subunit rho-2-like. Lineage: Eukaryota; Metazoa; Chordata; Actinopteri; Cypriniformes; Catostomidae. Gene Ontology annotation, cellular component: neuron projection; GABA-A receptor complex; synapse. Bases 159 to 1580 code for a protein of 473 amino acids. The record is from RefSeq and is a predicted model, not a curated record. Gene Ontology annotation, molecular function: GABA-A receptor activity; neurotransmitter receptor activity; extracellular ligand-gated monoatomic ion channel activity. Gene Ontology annotation, biological process: chemical synaptic transmission; regulation of membrane potential; nervous system process. The transcript is spliced from 9 exons.
UCAUAUUUAAACCAUCGAACAAAUCGCGCGUGCCACAGUGAUGCGAAGUGAAGCGAUUCCUGCGCAGUGAACGGAAAGAUGCUGCCUCUCGCGAGACGCGUUCAUGGAUUAAGCUGGAUUUCAGGACACACCUGUAGAUUUUUCACCUGCUCUGCAUAAUGCCUUAUCUGAGAUAUUUACUGAUUUUAGCGGUCUGCCUGGGCUCGUUUGGGGAAUGCCGAAAUAAGCGCGCCACGAGAGAGAGGAGGUGGACAGGACCCGUGGAAACUCAGAAGCACGGAACGUCCCUGGCCAAGAAGGCACCAGACGUGACAAAAUCGAGGAGACUGAAAACAGAGCAGUUGUUGAAAGUGGAUGACCAUGAUUUCACCAUGAGGCCAGCAUUUGGAGGCCCUGCUAUUCCAGUGGGAGUUGAUGUACAAGUGGAAAGCUUGGACAGUAUUUCAGAAGUAGAUAUGGACUUCACUAUGACAUUGUACCUGAGACACUAUUGGAAGGAUGAGCGCUUGUCCUUCACCAGCACCACAAAUAAAAGUAUGACUUUCGACGGCCGUUUGGUGAAGAAGAUCUGGGUUCCUGAUGUGUUCUUCGUCCACUCGAAGAGAUCUUUUAUUCAUGACACCACCACAGAAAAUAUCAUGCUGAGAGUGUUCCCUGAUGGACACGUUCUCUACAGCCUGAGGGUGACGGUAACAGCAGCCUGCAACAUGGAUUUCAGUCGCUUUCCGUUGGAUUCACAGACCUGCUCUUUGGAAUUGGAGAGCUACGCCUACACGGAUGAGGAUCUUAUGCUGUACUGGAAAAGUGGAGAUGAGUCUUUGAGUAUAGAUGACAAAAUCUCCCUCUCACAGUUCCUCAUACAGAAGUUUCAUACUACCUCUCGGCUGGCAUUCUACAGUAGCACAGGAUGGUACAACCGCCUGUAUAUAAACUUUACGCUUCGCCGCCACAUCUUCUUCUUCCUGCUGCAGACUUAUUUCCCCGCUACACUUAUGGUUAUGCUGUCCUGGGUGUCAUUUUGGAUUGAUCGCAGGGCUGUUCCAGCUAGAGUUUCACUGGGUAUCACCACGGUGCUCACCAUGUCCACCAUCAUCACUGGGGUGAAUGCCUCCAUGCCCAGAGUUUCCUACAUCAAAGCUGUGGAUAUUUACCUGUGGGUCAGUUUUGUGUUCGUGUUCCUGUCUGUCUUGGAAUAUGCGGCAGUCAACUACCUGACCACAGUCCAGGAGAGGAGAGAGCGCAAGCUCAGAGACCGGGUUAGAGAACAGUCAUUGCCCUGCACCUGUGGUAUGUCCCACACCAGGACCAUGAUGUUGGAUGGGACCUACAGUGAGGCUGACACCAACAGCCUGGCAGGCUACACAGAGGCUCCCAUGGUUCCAGACGAGGUGAUAUCGGAGAAACAGGAGCAUAUGGUGGUUCACCUGUCGAUGAGCAGUGAGUCCACCACCACUAAGAAGAAGGGCAUCCGCGCCUUACGCAUUAUGCAGAACACACACGCCAUUGAUAAGUACUCCCGUAUGAUCUUCCCGGGAGCUUAUGUAAUUUUCAACAUUAUUUACUGGUCAGUUUACUGCUGAUCAUGCUCUCUUUUGGACUUCAGGUUUACACAAACAUCAUGCUGACUUUUUGAUGCACAUCAAACAUUGGCCCAUGUGAUACCAAACUGCAGUUACCAUUGUCACUUUUCAUACUUUAAAAGAAUGGCAAAAUGGAAAGACAAGAUUUGAAGGUUAGGUGGUGUGUCUUUUUUAAAUGAGUGCAUAAUUUAGGCCUUUUCAAGUUGAAAAUUACUUCUAAAACACUUAUCAGAUUUUGUACGGGCAUAUGUGUUUUCUUGUCGUGUUCAUGUAAUUUGACUAUUAAUGAUUCUGUAUGUAGUUGAACUGGUAUUAGCUUCUGUUUUAAAGGUGCACUAAGUAAGUUGUUACACUUUUACACCUAAUGAAAUGCAUCAAAUGUACACUCACAUGAGAUGAAGAUUCCAGUCAUAUCAGUGGCUUAGAAAAUGCUUGUUUUAUUAUACAUUGAGCCCCCUUCAUAAGGGCUGCAAUGUUGAGACCACAUGACCAGCUGUGUCUUGCAAUUGACUGAAAUAAUAUUAAAAAUACAGGCUCAACACACUUUAAACAAAUAAAAAAUAAAAGAAACAAAAGAACGUGUAAAAAACAGACAUGUAAUCCUAACAAUAUAACAUUACAAAAAGCCUACAUUAUUUACAAAUAGUCAAAUAUAUUAUAUAGGAAUAAUUCACCUAAAAAUGUACAAUUCUGUCAUUAUUUACCAGUGUUGGGUGAAAUCCAAUUAAAAAGUAAUUAGUUACUGUACUCUGACUUUUUAGUAAAAACACUGUAAUGCAUUACAUUUUAAAAUACAGUUACUUUCAAAGUAAUUAUUUUCUGUAC